GCGCCGCCAAGGACCGGGCAGCCAGCGGCCGGUUGGGCGGGCGAGGGGGUGGCGGGGACCGGAGCAGCGGCCGCGGGGUGCAGGGCCGGUGUCUGCCGGGCUGCAGCCUAGAGAGGCCAACCCUCGUCGAGCCCGGUACUGGGUUCGAGCCUUGCAGCUCCGCGACACCAAAGAGGAGGCGGCCGUGGAGGCAGCAGCGGCCCCAGCCAUGCUGUGCUAUGUGACGAGGCCGGACGCGGUGCUGAUGGAGGUGGAGGUGGAGGCGAAAGUGUGCAGGCGAUUGGGAAUCAUAGAAGUUGAUUAUUUUGGACUGCAGUUUACGGGUAGCAAAGGUGAAAGUUUAUGGCUAAAUCUGAGAAACCGGAUCUCCCAGCAGAUGGAUGGGCUAGCGCCCUACCGGCUUAAGCUGAGAGUCAAGUUCUUCGUGGAACCUCAUCUCAUCUUACAGGAGCAGACGAGGCACAUCUUUUUCCUGCACAUCAAGGAGUCGCUCUUGGCAGGCCACCUCCAGUGCUCCCCAGAGCAGGCUGUGGAACUCAGUGCCCUCCUGGCCCAGACCAAGUUUGGGGACUAUAAUCAGAACACUGCCAAGUAUAACUACGAGGAGCUGUGUGCCAAGGAGCUCUCCAGUGCUGCCUUGAACAGCAUCGUGGCAAAGCACAAGGAGCUGGAGGGCACCAGCCAGGCUUCGGCCGAGUACCAGGUUCUGCAGAUCGUGUCUGCCAUGGAGAACUACGGCAUAGAGUGGCACGCCGUGAGGGACAGCGAAGGGCAGAAGCUCCUCAUUGGGGUGGGACCCGAGGGAAUCUCAGUCUGCAAGGAAGACUUCAGCCCCAUUAAUAGGAUAGCUUACCCUGUGGUGCAGAUGGCUACCCAGUCAGGAAAGAACGUGUACUUGACAGUCACCAAGGAGUCUGGGAACAGCAUCGUGCUCCUGUUUAAAAUGAUCAGCACCAGGGCGGCCAGUGGGCUCUACCGAGCAAUCACCGAGACGCACGCGUUCUACAGGUGUGACACAGUGACCAGCGCCGUCAUGAUGCAGUACAGUCGUGACUUGAAGGGCCACUUGGCAUCUCUGUUCCUCAACGAAAACAUUAACCUCGGCAAGAAGUAUGUCUUCGAUAUUAAAAGAACAUCCAAGGAGGUGUACGACCACGCCAGGAGGGCUCUGUACAACGCUGGCGUUGUGGACCUCAUUUCCAGGAGUGACCAGAGCCCCCCCAGCUCUCCCCUGAAGUCCUCAGAUAGCAGCAUGAACUGCAGCAGCUGCGAGGGCUUCAGCUGCCAGCAGACCCGGGCGCUGCAGGAGAAGCUGCGCAAGCUCAAGGAAGCCAUGCUGUGCAUGGUGUGCUGCGAGGAGGACAUCAACUCCACCUUCUGCCCCUGCGGCCACACUGUGUGCUGCGAGAGCUGCGCUGCCCAGCUGCAGUCGUGCCCAGUCUGCAGGUCCCGCGUGGAGCAUGUGCAGCACGUCUACCUGCCCACGCACACCAGCCUCCUCAACCUCACCGUCAUCUAGCCUGUCCUGCAUCCAUCGACACGCCAUAUUUCCACAAACUGCACUAUUGUAAACUAUACAAGGACAACUGUGGAGAGAACCCCACUCCCAACCCCAUCUGCCACGCGCAUUGAAAAAACAAAGAAAAAAGAAGAAAAACCGGAAUACAAGUUCUCACUCCAAAACCACAUCUGUGUGCAGAACCAACACCCCUGGGGUGGGGGCCUGGAAGACUCUGGAACGUGGACACAUUCCUUGUCUUGCGUUUUUUUAUGAUCAAGUAAAGGAAUAGGUAAGGUCUUCUGCGUCAGUUAAGUGGCAGCGUAGCCAAGAAGUGGGUACAAAUGACCUCCUAAGUCUCCGCGGUGCAUCCCGAGGGAGGCUCCCACCUGCGGCAGGCUUUGUCAGAAUUAGUUUUACGAAUUUACUUGGUUCUUUUUGUAAGGUCAUGGAGAGCGGAACAUUUUUAAUAGGAACAUUUUCUUAAAUAGUUGUCAUUAUAUGUCAUUUCUGUUUUUAUGACUUGUUCAAGAAUGACUGGAUGCAGGCAGGUCUCAGAGUCCAUCCCAUGACUCCGGACAGUUUGGCAGCCAAGGUGCAGGUUUCAAUGGGACGGGGCAACAGGGGCAACAGACAGCCGGGAGCAGCUCCGUUCUUUCCCUUCCCUGCCCGCUGUGCCCAGGCCUUUGGUACAGAUGCUGCCGCUUGGUUGGAGGGUCUCUGGCACAGUCAAGCACUCCUUGGGCUUUGGAUUGGUGGGACAUUUUAAGAUUGGGAAGGGAGAGCUCUUUCCUGGACAGGGAAGCCUGGCUCACCCACACCAGGCCCCGGCACCCGCGAGGUCCCGUCUUCACUCCUGGGCCCUUGCCGCCAGCUUCACCCAUGGGUAUUGCUGUGCUUGAAUGACCCGAGGUCCUCAGCCUUAUCAUACAUUUCUAGAUACUGCCUCCUUGUUGUGUGGUUUAGCGGGGUUUUGUUUUGUUUUAUUGGUUUUGGGUUUUUUUGGUUUUUUUUGUUUUUUUUUUUUUUUUUGGUUUGCGUAUGUGCUUUUAAGUAAGUGUUUAGAUUUUCUUUGGGUGGAUCCCGCCAUAGGGUUCUUUGGCUUCUCUAUUCUUAGACAUAUUUUUCACUCCCACUGGGCGUUUUGGAAGCUGGUUAGUUAGCAGGUUUUCAAGGAUGUCAGGAAACCUACGUGACCUUAUCGGGUGCAAUACUAGCUGAGUUAAAGCUAGGAACUACACUGUCACUUUACUGAGAUUUCUGAGUAUACUUUUCAUAUUGCCUUAAUGUAGCAGUAAUGUGUUUAUGCAUUUGUUUCUUUGCACAGACAUUUUGUCAAAUAUUAAAACUCUACUUUUUUAUGGCACAUAUUAGCAUUAUAAGCCUUUAUUCCAAGAGGUAUUUAUUUUUUCACUUGUAAAAAAAAAUAAUGUUUCCACAUAAAGAACUCUGUUAUAUCCUAGAGGACUUCUGUCUUUUAUAUUCAGGAUAAUAAAGAAUUUAAAGCAAA
Messenger RNA from Ictidomys tridecemlineatus (thirteen-lined ground squirrel), 3008 nucleotides. The record is from RefSeq and is a predicted model, not a curated record. NCBI's taxonomy places the organism in Eukaryota, Metazoa, Chordata, Mammalia, Rodentia, Sciuridae.